AUGAGGAGCGUACAAGGUGAUGGUGGCGAUGAUCUUGAUGCUCCCGACUUCCUAGACACUCUCAGCGAGCACAUUGAGAAUGCUAGCCACAAGAACAUUUCUAUACGAAUGGCUGCGUUGAAGCAUCUUCAGGUGGCCUUUUGCUCACAGUAUAUACCGGACUUUGUGACAAAGUGGCGACUGACACUGAUUGAAAUUAUCACCAGAAAUCUGCGAAAAACUGAUGAGGAGAUUGUCGUCUCAGCGAUUCUUCUUGCUCUUAUUUCGUUGCAAAUAGGAGAAGAAAUGGGAGCUGAUAUCGAGGAAUGUUUGGGAACUCUGCGCGCACUUGUAACGGAUCCUGCUAAAUCAGAGCAGUUACGCUCGUUCUGUGCCCUUUCUAUUGCUGUAAGCACUCAUGUUGCUUCAGUCAGUGACGAAUCUGUAGCUGCAAGCAUAAAGGCCCUCAGGUCUGUCUGGGCUAACAUCAAGUUGACUGCACAUAGCACACGACUAUAUUCCUCUACAUUGGAAAGCUGGUGCUUAUUACUGCAGGACGCAGACGCAGCAACACUGAAUUCAGCCUUUGGUGAAUUUUCAAAACUCGCUUCGUAUCUUGAAGCUGAUCAGCUCGAUAUUCGAUUAGCCACCGGAGAAGCGCUCGCAUUUCUUUACGAAAUUGGCUCAGAAACCAGGCAUAAUUUCCGGCUUCCGAACCACCAGCAAAUAGUGGAGAUUCUCGAGUUCUUGUGCAGCGACAGUUCUAAAGCAAAAGCGAAGAAGGACAAGAGAGCACAACGAUUCACGCUGAGGCAGGUCUACUCCAGCAUAGUAGACAAAGAUACUCCAUCGUUGACUAUAAAGUUCAACAAGGAGGCGCUCUUAUUGGAUUCAUGCGCUUCGAAGUUACUUUAUGACAUCUGCUGUGAGCUUCUUCGUGGUGGAAUAGUGAGACAACUGCAAUAUAAUGAACUGUUACGCGAACUUUUUGACAUGGGACCAGUUCAAGAAGUGGACCAAUUAGAAAAGAUCAGCAAAUUGGCUAGAAUGGCGGCCCUUGACGCAGCGUCCAAACAAAGAAAUCAAAUGCGUGGAAAGCAGAGGGAUAAACGUAACGUUGUGUUUUAG
Messenger RNA from Strongylus vulgaris, 1107 nucleotides. Lineage: Eukaryota; Metazoa; Nematoda; Chromadorea; Rhabditida; Strongylidae. The record is from the annotation of a GenBank genome assembly.